AUGGACAUGAUCUUCUACUUUUGUUGUAAGUUGUUUAAAACACCAAUAAAUGUGACAAAAGUUGGCCAACUAGGUAAUGAUGGGUUCAAAGAUUGGCAUAAUUUGCAUCGGUCUAUUAAAAGUCAUGAAGGAAAUGAGGAGCAUUUACGUUGCAUGACUAGUUGGAUUGAAUUGGAAAAUAGAUUUCGAUCAAAAACUACAAUUGAUAAAAGCGUUGAAUUGUUGAUUGAUGCUGAAAGAGAACAUUGGAGACAUGUAUUAACAAGGAUAAUCGCUAUUGUUAAAAGACUUGCGAAAAACACAUUGCCAUUUCGAGGAGAUGAUGAGAGGCUACAUGUUGAGAACAAUGGCCUAUUUUUACAAAUGGUCGAAAUGGUUAGUGAAUUUGAUCCAGUAAUGCAAGAGCACCUUCGGCGGGCUAAAGCAAAAGAGAUUCAAUAUACGUAUCUUGAUGCAAGUCAGGAGGAGCAAAUGUCUUUAAUUGUACGAUUUGUAGAUAAUUCGUCAAACUUACCUACAGUUCAAGAACAUUGGCUCGAAUUUUUGAAGGUAGAUGACACAACAGGACUUGGACUUGCAACCGAGCUUCAAAAGGCUUUGAUAAAAAUUGAUCUUGAUAUUGAUGAUAUUAGAGGGCAAGGGUAUGACAAUGGAUCUAACAUGAGCGGGAAGCACAAAGAUAAUGUUCAAGGGUUGACAGUCAAGCCAUUGUCACAAUCACGUUGGGAAAGUCAUGUUGAAAGUGUGAAGCCUAUAAUGGAGCAAACUGCACAGAUAAGAGAUGCAUUACUUGAUUUAGCAGAAAGUAAUGAAGAUUCUAAAGUGAAGAGUGAAGCCGAGUCAUUAGCAACACAUGAACUUCAAAAUUUUGAGUUUUUGUUUGGCAUGAUAAUCUGCCACAGAUUGUUGCAUGCUGUUAAUAUUGUGAGUAAAUUUCUUCAAACCGAAUCCAUAGAUAUUGAUCAUGUUAUUGACAUCUUGCAAGGACUUGUUUCAUUUCUUGAAGAAUACAGAGAAAUUGGAUUUGCUAUUGUCAAAGAUGAAGCGACAAAAAAGAAAUAUCUUCAACAUAAUGGGCGUUCGGAUAUCAGUGGGGAUGAUUUAUGUUUGGAGUUACAAGUCUUGAGGUGUUAUAUACCAAGUGAAGCAACAAGAGCAAUUGAAGUGCUACAAUACUUGAAGACAUUGGAUGUUUGUUUUUCAAAUGCUUAUAUUGCUUACCAAAUGUUGUUAACCAUACCGGUUACAGUUGCAUUUGCAGAAAGAAGUUUCUCGAAAUUAAAGUUGAUCAAGAUCUAUUUUCGAUCAACUAUGUCGCAAGAAAGAUUAAAUGGGUUGGCUAUGCUAUCAAUAGAAAAAGAAAUGGUUGAGCAGCUAAAAAUGGCUGCCGAACCAACCAACAUGGAUGUGACCCAAACUGUUCCUGCUGGAAAUCAAGUUGUGGUUAAUCAUGGAGAGAAAUCGGAGAAAUUCAAUGGCUUGAAUUUCAAGAGGUGGAAGCAGAAAAUGCUGUUUUACCUGACCACCUUGAAUCUUGCGAGAUUCUUGAUUGAGACUGUUACUGUACUCAAUGAAGGAUAA
This is a messenger RNA of Olea europaea var. sylvestris, 1581 nucleotides long. RefSeq lists its product as uncharacterized. The coding region runs from base 1 to 1581 and encodes 526 amino acids. The record is from RefSeq and is a predicted model, not a curated record. NCBI's taxonomy places the organism in Eukaryota, Viridiplantae, Streptophyta, Magnoliopsida, Lamiales, Oleaceae. Gene Ontology annotation, molecular function: protein dimerization activity. The transcript has 6 exons.